AAGCCGCCUGCCCGCCCGCCCCCUUCGCCUUCCCUUCUUUUCCCCCCUUCCCCGCUCCCCUCCCGUCACGACCGCGGAGCAGCACCAUGUCGGCGCCGGCUGCCAAAGUCAGUAAAAAGGAGCUCAACUCCAACCACGACGGGGCCGACGAGACCUCAGAAAAAGAACAGCAAGAAGCAAUUGAACAUAUUGAUGAAGUACAAAAUGAAAUAGACAGACUUAAUGAACAAGCCAGUGAGGAAAUUUUGAAAGUAGAACAGAAAUAUAACAAACUUCGCCAACCAUUUUUUCAGAAGAGGUCAGAAUUGAUCGCCAAAAUCCCAAAUUUUUGGGUAACAACAUUUGUCAACCAUCCACAAGUGUCUGCACUGCUUGGGGAGGAAGAUGAAGAGGCGCUGCAUUACCUGACCAGAGUUGAGGUGACAGAAUUUGAAGAUAUAAAAUCAGGUUACAGAAUAGAUUUUUAUUUUGAUGAAAAUCCUUACUUUGAAAAUAAAGUCCUCUCCAAAGAAUUUCAUCUGAAUGAGAGUGGUGAUCCAUCUUCAAAGUCCACUGAAAUCAAAUGGAAAUCUGGAAAGGAUUUGACGAAACGCUCAAGUCAGACACAGAAUAAAGCCAGUAGGAAGAGGCAGCACGAAGAGCCAGAGAGCUUCUUUACCUGGUUUACAGACCAUUCUGAUGCAGGUGCAGAUGAGUUAGGAGAGGUCAUCAAAGAUGAUAUUUGGCCAAAUCCCUUGCAGUACUACUUGGUUCCUGAUAUGGAUGAUGAAGAAGGAGAGGGGGAAGAUGAUGAUGAUGAUGAUGAAGAAGAAGAAGGAUUGGAAGAUAUUGAUGAAGAAGGGGAUGAGGAUGAAGGUGAAGAAGAUGAAGAUGAUGAUGAAGGGGAAGAAGGAGAGGAGGAUGAAGGAGAAGAUGACUAAUAGAAAAGAACACUGAUGGAUUCCAACCUUUUAUUUUUAUUUUUUAUUUUUUAAAUUUUCUCCAGUCCCUGGGAGCAAGUUGCAGUCUUUUCUCCCCACAACCUCUCAUGCUCAGUAGCCCUAUUUUUGAGAUCUCUUUUUCUCAACAUCAUGGUUCUCAUCUUAUUUUGGGGGGAAAUUACCCUGAUCAGAAUACAACAGGAAAAUAAUCUUUUUUAAAAAAAAUUGUUCUAAAAUCAUUUUUAUCCCUUCCUGUCUAAACAAGAACUGUAUGGAUUAACACCACCACCGUGCUCUGUGGGAAAAAAAGAAAAACCUUCUGCUCCCUUCACUCUGACAGAAGCUGGAGGGUGCUGGCCCUGUGUAGUAGUGCAUAGAUUCUAGCUUCUUUCCUCCUUUCUCUGUAUAUUGGGCUCAGAGAUUACACUGUGUCUCUAUGUGAAUACGGACAGUUAGCAUUUACCAACAUGUACCUGUCUACUUUCUCUUGUUUAAUAAAAAGAAAAAAAUCUUUUAAAAAAAUGGGGUAUAGAAGGUCAGCAAAGGGUGGGUUUGAGAUGUCUGGGUGGGUUAAGUGGGCAUUUUGACAACAUGGCUUCUCCUUUGGCAUGUUUAAUUGUGAUGUUUAAUGGACAUCCUUGCAGUUUAAGAUGACACUUUUAAAAUAAAAUUCUCUCCUAAUGAUGACUUGAGCCCUGCCACUCUAUGGGAGAAUCAGCAGAACCUGUAGGAUUUAUUUGGAAUUGACAUUCUCUAUUGUAAUUUUGUUUUAUUUUUAAAUUUUCUUUGUUUUCACUGGAAAGGAAAGAUACUGCUCAGUUUUAAACGUUAAGUGUACCAGUUGCUUUGUUACAAUAAAACUAAAUGUGUACACAAAGGGUUUGAUGCUUUUCUCUCAGAAUAGAUGCUUAAUAUGACCUUCCAAGUUUGACUUGUAUAAUAACUUACUGUCAAACUUUGUCUCCCUAACUUCCGUAUUUUUUGAUAACGCACUUUGCAGGAUGACCUCAGGGCUAUGCAGAUUCAGUAAAGGGAUAUGAUGUCUUAAUGUCGCCAUAGCUGGGUAACGUGGGUACAGUUUAUCGCCAUUGAGUUGUACCCUUGAUUUUUAUCUCCAUUUGGUUUUUUUUUUAAUGGGCCUUUAGUUAACCUAGAUAUUAUAAUAGCGCCUGCUACCACUGGCAAAGACCCGUUUCUCUAAUGCCAAGUUGUACAUGGGACAGUUGCUGGUGUGUUUUUCAUUGGCACUUCUCACUAGCCAAGAAGAUGGGCUGUCAGAGUAAGAAAUCUGUGUCAGUGGUUUUGUCUUAAGUCCCAGGUAUGUAGCAACAAGUUCUCAAAGAUGUGACUGUGUGAAUCUGGGUGGGAUUAAGAUGUCUGCUCAGUGCCAUCAUGCAAAGUAUUUUGGGAAGCUACCUAAUGCAUAAGCUUUUUGAUGCUGUAAAAUAUAGCUAAAAAUUAAAUGCCACUUUUUCUGAGGUGAUAAAUGGACAGCCUGGUCAAUUCAAGGCUUUUUGAUGUAUAAAACUUUAUAAAUGGAAUGAUUCCAUCAAUAGACAAAGUGUAACCAAAACCUGUCUAGAUGGAUAGUAUGUGAUUUCUCACAGGUCUGUUUAGUAGCUACAUCACUGUACACUGGUCAGGAAUAUUGCUCCAAUAAAGGAACAUAAAGAUUUUUUUGGA
Molecule: messenger RNA, 2603 nt
Organism: Jaculus jaculus (lesser Egyptian jerboa)
Lineage: Eukaryota; Metazoa; Chordata; Mammalia; Rodentia; Dipodidae
Gene: Set
Product: SET nuclear proto-oncogene
Exons: 8
Coding region: 87-920 (277 amino acids)
Biological process (GO): nucleosome assembly
Cellular component (GO): nucleus; chromatin
Molecular function (GO): histone binding; chromatin binding
Source: RefSeq, a predicted model, not a curated record